Lasiosphaeria miniovina is the source of this 1536-nucleotide messenger RNA. RefSeq lists its product as uncharacterized. Bases 14 to 1246 code for a protein of 410 amino acids. The record is from RefSeq and is a predicted model, not a curated record. The transcript has a single exon. NCBI's taxonomy places the organism in Eukaryota, Fungi, Ascomycota, Sordariomycetes, Sordariales, Lasiosphaeriaceae.
GAACUUUGUCAACAUGGUCGUGCUGCGGCAGAGCCUGGUGCGCGAGCCUGCUGCAGGAGUGCGCAAGCUGGCGGACGGGACACGACGGGCAGCGAGGGCGCGCGUCCGCCACCGCCCGACGUGGCAGCUGAUCGACCUACUGGAGCGGUGCCGGCACGCGCAGGCCACCGACCCGCGAGACUACGUGUACGCGCUGCUGGGGCUGUCGGUCGACGAGGCCGAGGGCCAGCUGCAGCGCACCGGCACCGCGGUUCCCGACUACACGGAGCCGGCGACGCAGACUUUUGUGCGCUACGCCGAGCACACGGUGAUGAUGGGCGGCGCCAUCAAGCUGCUGUACAGCGCAGCAGCCAACAUCGGCAUCCGUGGCGGCGGCGGCGGUGUGCCGUCGUGGGUCCCGGAUUGGUCCGUCCGUGGCGGACCGCUGCAUGUGCUGUCGCCGCGUGAUGACGGCGGCGUAAACAAGUACUACGCGGCAGGAAGCCUGGGCGCGUUGCCGGCACGGGUGCGUGUGAGUCCCGCCACCGGCUGGCUCGAGGUCGGGGGUGUCGUGGCUGGGCGCGUGGCACGCCUUGGCGCGGCGGCGGCCGAGCCCGGGCCCGCCGACCCGGCUCGGUUCAAGUCCGUGUACCACCGCGACCUGGACGCGGUGGCGCGGGGGGCCAUGCAGCUCGAGGAGUUCCUCGCCUCAGACAUGCGGACCAGCCCCCCGCACCUCGAGUACGUCUGGCGCACGCUCUGCUGCGAUGUCGACCUGCACACGGGCGAAGACAUACUGCGUGCCGCCCGGGGGGUGCCGGUUAACGAGGGUGGUAGGAGCGCCAUGAUUGAUGGCUUUGAUGCCGUGCGGCAGAUCUGGCCGGCCUGGCGGGCUGUUUUUGGGAGUGGCGACGACGGCCCUUUGGACGGUUUAGAUCAAGAAGACGAGGCGAUCCUGGUGGAGCAUAUCGGACUGCUGCAGGGGCGGACGUCCGACUACCUGAUGGCGACGGCGCCUCUGUGCCUUGGUCGGCGUGUGGCCGUGCUGGACGACGGCCGCCUGGCCCAGGUCCCGCCCGCCUCUGAGCCCGGCGACGUCGUGUUCGUGCCCUUCGGCUCAGCCGUCCCAUUUGCGCUCCGCCCGUUCGGUCAGGAUAGAGGCGGCAGGCCGCCAUUCCGCCUCCUCGGCGAGUGCUAUGUCCACAGCGUCAUGAGAGGGGAGCUGCUGAUCGAGGGGCGGAAGGCCGAAGACGUUGUCCUGGCUUGAAGGCUUGAAUGCUUGGAAUUGAAACGAUACAACUUUUAGUACGGGUAUAUUGUUUGAAUUGGCUUGAAAUAUUUCCCGUGCCUACCUGACCUACCUUUCAUAGGACGCCGUUGAAUACCUAAUACCUCCCCCUACCUGGUAUCAUGUGUGUGUGGAUGCGCAAAGCAGUUACUCAUAACCCGAGUCGCUUGCCGAGAGCCAUUGAAAGUUUCAAGCACACUCAACUCGACUUAAAGUAUCAAUAGGAUAUCCCCACCUGGCCUUCAAUACGUAACCUCAGCUUUGCAUUG